This is a messenger RNA of Corythoichthys intestinalis (scribbled pipefish), 4961 nucleotides long. Its product is annotated as NACHT, LRR and PYD domains-containing protein 3-like. The transcript is spliced from 12 exons. The record is from RefSeq and is a predicted model, not a curated record. Lineage: Eukaryota; Metazoa; Chordata; Actinopteri; Syngnathiformes; Syngnathidae. The coding region runs from base 870 to 4346 and encodes 1158 amino acids. Gene Ontology annotation, biological process: intracellular signal transduction. Gene Ontology annotation, molecular function: protein binding.
GUUUUCGGAACCUCCCCUAAAUGAAGCAAGCACUUCGCGGAAACUUCCCCUCAUGACUUGACACGCACUUCCAAGGCUCGGCGGCGUCGGCGCACUUCCUUACAGCAUUACUAAUGAAGGAUUAAGGCAAGCAGACAAGAACUGGUACUAUCCGUGUUGGAUAAAUUCGACUCCCUUCCCCUCCCUUGAACGCAACACACACAAGGUGCGGCGUGCCGUCGACUAGUUGAGAUAGUCUUCACUCACACGCUCUGGAAGAAACGUCGCGACAAGGCUGACAGGACAAUAAUCAACCCAAACUGGCUAACGAGUAUCCGUGCCUUGGACCUGUUAGUUUCCCAAGCAAGUGUACACCGUUAGUCUCCCAAGAAGGCGGUACAAUUCAGAAGAUUCCAUUUGUAUCGAAGCAAAAAAUGAAUCUGUAUCGGACACAAACACACCGGAUAGGCUUUCCAUACAGGUAGGUUGCUGGAAUUAUUAGCGUUACUUCGCUUCCAUUCCCACCUCAUCUAGAAAUGUUAAUUGCAUUUGUGCCGUUCGAAAUAUGUAUACAUUUAGCAAGACAACAUAUUGCCUUGUUGAAAUUAUUCAUCAUCUUCAUACCUUUUGAAAAUGGAAUGUUUUUUUUUCCCUAGUAGAUCCUGGUGGUCCAUAUAAACUCGAUGGAGUUUCACAGAGGGAUACAAACCCUGAAGAGGGUAUGACAUCAUGUGAAUUACACCCGUUCUUAUGUAUGUGACUUCCCAUCAUGUCUGGUUGAAAAAAUGAAGAGGAGUUAUCCUUCUGGAGGUGAAACUGCAACGGAAGAAAAAAGAGAUAGUGAUAUCCGAGAGACGGCCACUUCGCUCACGUGUUGACAAGAAGGAAGGAUGGCUCUGGACAGCAAGUGGAAGGAGCUGCUGUUGGGAACGCUGAAGGAGCUUGGGGAGGACGACUUCGAGGAAUUCAAGUUCUUUUCGGACCUGCCUCAAAGCGUACAAGAAAACCCCCGCCGGGUGAACAUUGCUAACGCGCUGGUGAAGAAGCACGGCGAGAAUACUCUGGAGGAGACCAUCAAAAUUCUGGAAAAGAUUGGUAACAAGAACUUGGCCGAGAAGUUGCGUGGCAACGUGCUGGAAAUAAAAGGCGCCGUCUUCUCCGUCCAUGAUGAUGAUCAUAUUGACAGAUUGAAGGCAGACCUGCAAGAAAAGCUGCAUAGUUUAUACAGCUUUGUUCCCGAAGGCAACACCGAGCGCUGGCAGCAGCAGCCUCUGGCCGACGUCUACACGGAUCUGGACGUCACCUACGGGGCCGACGUCAGGCCCGACGAGCGACACGAGGUCCUUCAGAUGGAGACGCGUGCCGCGGCGGCCAAGAAGUCUAUCCUGCCGUGCGAUAUCUUCAAAAGCCAUGACGGACAGCCGCGACCGAUACGCACACUGCUCACCGUCGGCUUCGCGGGAAUCGGGAAAACCUUCCUGGUUCAAAAGUUUGUGUGCGACUGGGCCAGCGGGAAUAAAAACCAGGACGUACACUUCAUAUUUCCCUUCACCUUCCGCGAGUUGAACACCGACGAAGGGAAAAACUUUACGCUGGCCAAGCUCAUCCGAUGCUACGUCUGUGAGAGCAGGCACAUGAGCGAGGAGACUCUGAACAUUAUAUUAGACGACCUGCACAAGUCCGGGAUACGGGACUACGAAAGCAGCCGGAUCAAGAUCUUGUUUGUUUUGGACGGACUGGACGAGUGCAAGUUCAAAAUGGACUUGAAGAAUGAGAUGAAAGUAGACCUAGACGUGACGGAGGCCUACCCGCUGGAGAUACUCCUGGCGCACAUCAUCAAGAGGAACCUGCUUCCGUGCGCCCGGGUUUGGAUCACUACGCGGCCCGCGACGGCCCGCGAUAUCCCUUCCGACCUCAUCGACAGCAGAACAGAGGUGAGAGGAUUCAAUGAUUCCCAAAGGCUGGAGUACUUCAGGAAAAAAUUUCAAAAUGAGGAGCGUGUCAUUGAGCACAUCCGGAAAACUCGCACCAUCUUCAUCAUGUGCCACCUGCCCAUCUUCUGCUGGCUCACCGCUACAGUUCUUCAGGAUCAUUUGGACAAAGGGAAGGAGGGAGAGCUUCCCACAACGCUGACAGACAUGUACUCGGAGUAUGCUUUUAACCAGCUGGACAAGUCCAAGGAGCGACAGACGACCGAGUACGCUGAUUACGUGAAAGCGCUAGCAAAGCUGGCGUUUCACCACACAAUGAGUAAGCAACAGAUCUUCUACGAGGAGGACCUAGCAAAAAGCGGAUUUGAUUACAACCAAGCCGCAAAACACUCCGGAAUAUUCACUGAGGUGUUUAAGGAGGUCCGUCCGCUCAGAAGAAACCAACAGGGCAAGAUGUUUCAGUUUGUCCAUUUGACCAUCCAGGAGUAUUUUGCCGCAUUCCACGUGAUGAUUUGCCUCUUCCAUGACAACAAGAACAUACUGGUUGAUUCAGAGCAGGCACUGGAGUGUGUCUUCCAAGAAGAAGAAAAAUCGGAAGUAUUAGAAGAAACAGAAUCAGAAGAUGGAGAAAAAAAAUCAGAAAAAGAAACAGAAUCAGAAGAUGGAGAAAAAAAAUCAGAAGAAGAAACAGAAUCAGAAGAUGGAGAAAAAGAAUCGGAAGAAGAAACAGAAGAUGAAGGGGAUUGGAAAAUCGCUGAGGUUCACCGGUCAGCUCUCCAGAAAGCCUCGGAGAGUGAAGGAUACCUGGACAUGUUCCUCCGCUUCCUCCUUGGCCUUUCCUUGCCGUGCAACCAGGAACUAGUGGGGGAACUGCUGAAGGCUCCUCAGGACUGCAGGCGAAACAAGUCAAAGACAGUCAAGUUGAUCAAGGAGAGGAUAAAACGGAACACUCCAGAGAAGAACAUCAACUUGUUCUACUGCUUAAACGAGCUGAAGGACGACUCUUUGCUGAAGCAGUUUCAGAUAAAGAAAAAUAUUUCACACCAUAUUGACUGGGAGAAAAUGCCAAAUGACAUGUGGUCAGCCUUGGCCUUCUUUUUACUGACAGACGACGAAACCAUGGAGGUCUUUCAGCUGUAUAGAUACACCGCAUCGCCUUUGGGGCUCGAGAAGCUGUUGGUGGUGGUCAAGGCUUCUCAACGAUCAAGUCUACAUGAUUGUCAGCUGGACAAAGGCAGCUGUGACCUGCUGGCUUCCGUUCUCAGCUCUCCAUCCAACCUGAGGCAUCUGGACCUGAGCUUUAACAAUCUGUUGGACGAAGGGGUGGAGAUCCUCUCAAAAGGACUGGCCAGCCCAAACUGCGUCUUAGAAUCCCUCUAUCUACGUCACUGUGGCCUGGGCAAAGGCAGCUGUCACCUGCUGGCUUCCGUUCUCAGCUCUCCAUCCAACCUGAAGAGUCUGAAUCUGGGCGGGAACAAUCUGUCGGACAAAGGGGUGGAGAUCCUCUCGAAAGGACUGGCCAGUCCACACUGCAAAUUAGAGUCCCUCUUCCUAAUGGAGUGUGGCCUGAGCAAAAGCAGCUGUCACCUGCUGACUUCCGUUCCCAGCUAUCCAUCCAACCUGAAGCGUCUGAACCUGAGCAAGAACAAUCUGUCGGACGAAGGGGUGGAGAUCCUCUCAAAAGGACUGUCCAGCCCAAACUGCACCUUAGAAGAGCUCACUCUACGUGAUUGUCAUCUGGACAAAGGCAGCUGUCACCUGCUGGCUUCCGUUCUCAGCUCUCCAUCCAACCUGAAGCGUCUGGACCUGACCGACAACAAUCUGUCGUACGAAGGUGUGGAGAUCCUGUCGAAAGGACUGGCCAGCCCAAACUGCAUCUUAGAGUCCCUCAAUCUAAGUCGUUGUCACCUGGACAAAGGCAGCUGUCACCUGCUGGCUUCCGUUCUCAGCUCUCCAUCCAACCUGAGGCAUCUGAAUCUGAGCAAGAACAAUCUGUCGGACGAAGGGGUGGAGAUCCUCUCCAAAGGACUGGCCAGCCCAAACUGCAUCUUAGAAUCCCUCGAUCUAUCUGGUUGUGAGCUGAAAAAAGGCAGCUGUCACCCGCUGGCUUCCGUUCUCAGCUCUCCAUCCAACCUGAAGCAUCUGGAACUGAGCUGGAACGACCUGUCGGAUGAAGGGAUUGGGAUCCUCUCGAAAGGACUGGCCAGUCCACACUGCAAGUUAGAGUCCCUCGAGCUGUCAGCAUGCGGGAUCACCAAUAAAGGAUGCGUUUUUUUGGCCGAGGCACUCAUGUUAAACCCCUCACAUCUUCAACAGCUGUCCCUGUGGAAGAAUCCAAUAGGUGAAAAAGGAAAGAUGGUCUUAUUGAACGUCCAAGAGGAUCCAAGCUAUCGCCUGGAGACUGUCAGGUUUGAAUUGUUCAAGAAGAACGUUUGAUCCCUGGUGUCAAGAAGGGCGAGACAUUCCAGAUGUUCAUUUUUAAAAGACGUUGAGCCCAUUUGUUCUUCUUCAGAUUUAGAUCGAUGCGACGUACUGUCCAACGACCUCAAGAGCACCGGGUGUCGGCGCUAAAGACAAACGCGACCACGCUCACCGAAUUUGAGGAGGUUCGUCUGCCGGCGUCGGGUGUUUUGCUGCAACGUUGCUCUACCAUGCUGCCACCAAACAGCUGGCAGUUAUUUUCUGCCAUGAAUUGAAAUAUGUUUGUCACGAGUAGACGUCCAAUCCAUUUGGACUGGGAGGGAAUGACCAAAUGGAUUGGACUUCCAGCACUGCCAACGGCAGCCAAUGUGUUCAAUAAAUACCUUAUUAAAGUUCAACUCAUGUUUGUCACAAAUUCAAAAAAAGGUAACACGCACACUUGAAAUUGUUUUGCUCAUUUCGACAUCAAUGUUUUAAAAAUGAUAAUUUUCACUUCUUCAUGUCAAAAAGAGGAUCUAAUGUUAUUUUGUAAUGGACCUGUAAAACCCUAACCUGAAAUGAAAGUUGAAAAAUCACCAAACAAUCCACAAAAACUUGAAUAAAUACACUGGAAAUGUUUCAUCCACUUAA